Talpa occidentalis (Iberian mole) is the source of this 5123-nucleotide messenger RNA. Its product is annotated as zinc finger X-chromosomal protein-like. The record is from RefSeq and is a predicted model, not a curated record. Gene Ontology annotation, biological process: regulation of DNA-templated transcription. Gene Ontology annotation, cellular component: nucleus. Gene Ontology annotation, molecular function: DNA-binding transcription factor activity, RNA polymerase II-specific; metal ion binding; RNA polymerase II cis-regulatory region sequence-specific DNA binding. Lineage: Eukaryota; Metazoa; Chordata; Mammalia; Eulipotyphla; Talpidae.
AAACAACCCCAAAAAGACCGAAGGGCUGGAACCACAGCGGAGCUGUGACUAAUGAGAAUUAAAAGCCAUGGAUGAAGAUGAACUUGAAUUGCAGCCACAAGAACCAAAUUCAUUUUUUGAUGGAAUAGGAACUGAUGCUACACACGUGGAUGGUGAUCAAAUUGUUGUGGAAGUACAAGAAACUGUUUUUGUUUCAGAUGUUGUGGAUUCAGAUAUAACUGUACAUAAUUUUGUUCCUGAUGACCCAGAUUCGGUUGUAAUCCAAGAUGUUAUUGAGGAUGUUGUUAUUGAGGAUGUUCAGUGCUCAGAUAUCUUAGAAGAAGCACAUAUAUCUGAAAAUGUCAUCAUUCCUGAGCAAGUCCUUCAUUCAGAUGUAACCGAAGAAGUUUCUUUAGCACAUUGCACGGUCCCAGAUGACGUUUUAGCUUCUGACAUUACUUCAGCCUCAAUGUCUAUGCCAGAACAAGUCUUAACAAGUGAAUCUAUACAUGUGUCUGAUGUUGGACACGUUGAACAUGUGGCUCAUGAUAAUGUAGUAGAAGCAGAAAUCGUCACUGAUUCUCUGACAACCGAUGUAGUUUCAGAAGAGAUAUUGGUAGCAGAUUGUGCCUCUGAAGCAGUCAUAGAUGCCAACGGGAUCCCUGUGGACCAGCAAGACGAUGACAAAAGCAACUGUGAGGACUACCUUAUGAUUUCCUUGGAUGAUGCUGGUAAAAUAGAACAGGAUGGUUCCUCUGGAAUGGCAAUUGACGCAGAGACAGAAAUUGAUCCUUGUAAAGUGGAUGGCACUUGCCCUGAAGUCAUCAAGGUGUACAUUUUUAAAGCUGAUGCUGGAGAGGAUGACUUAGGUGGCACAGUAGACAUUGUGGAGAGUGAGCCUGAGAAUGAUCACGGAGUUGAGUUACUUGAUCAGAACAGCAGUAUCUGUGUACCAAGGGAAAAGAUGGUUUAUAUGACUGUCAACGACUCUCAGCAAGAAGAUGAAGAUUUAAGUGUUGCUGAAAUGGCUGAUGAAGUUUAUAUGGAAGUGAUUGUAGGAGAGGAAGAUGCUGCUGUUGCAGCAGCAGCAGCAGCUGCUGCUGUGCAUGAACAACAAAUAGAUGACAAUGAAAUCAAAACUUUCAUGCCAAUAGCAUGGGCAGCAGCUUAUGGUAAUAAUUCUGAUGGAAUUGAAAACCGGAAUGGCACUGCAAGUGCCCUCUUGCACAUAGAUGAGUCUUCUGGGCUCAGCAGACUGGCUAAACAAAAACCAAAGAAGAGGAGGAGACCUGAUUCCAGGCAGUACCAAACAGCAAUAAUCAUUGGCCCUGACGGACAUCCCUUGACUGUCUAUCCAUGCAUGAUUUGUGGGAAAAAAUUUAAGUCGAGAGGUUUUUUGAAAAGGCACAUGAAAAACCAUCCUGAACAUCUUACCAAGAAGAAGUACCACUGUACUGACUGUGAUUACACUACCAACAAGAAAAUAAGUUUACACAACCACUUGGAGAGCCACAAGCUAACCAGCAAGACAGAGAAGGCCAUCGAAUGUGAUGAGUGUGGGAAGCAUUUCUCUCAUGCUGGGGCUUUGUUUACUCACAAAAUGGUGCAUAAGGAAAAAGGAGCCAACAAAAUGCACAAAUGUAAAUUCUGUGACUAUGAAACAGCCGAACAAGGCUUAUUGAAUCGCCACCUUUUGGCAGUGCACAGCAAGAACUUCCCUCAUAUUUGCGUGGAGUGCGGGAAAGGUUUUCGUCACCCCUCAGAGCUCAAAAAACACAUGCGAAUCCAUACUGGGGAAAAGCCUUAUCAGUGCCAGUACUGCGAGUAUAGGUCUGCAGACUCUUCUAACUUAAAAACGCACAUAAAAACUAAGCAUAGUAAAGAGAUGCCAUUCAAUUGUGACAUUUGUCUUCUGACUUUCUCAGACACCAAAGAGAUGCAGCAACAUGCUCUUAUCCACCAAGAAAGCAAAACACAUCAGUGUUUGCACUGCGACCACAAGAGUUCAAACUCAAGUGAUUUGAAACGACAUAUAAUUUCAGUUCACACAAAGGACUCCCACAAAUGUGACAUGUGUGAUAAAGGUUUUCACAGGCCUUCAGAACUCAAGAAACAUGUGGCUGCCCACAAGGGUAAAAAAAUGCAUCAGUGUAGACACUGUGACUUUAAAAUUGCAGAUCCAUUUGUUCUAAGUCGCCACAUUCUCUCAGUUCACACAAAGGAUCUGCCAUUUAGGUGUAAGAGGUGUAGAAAGGGAUUUAGACAACAGAAUGAGCUUAAAAAGCAUAUGAAGACACACAGUGGCAGGAAAGUUUAUCAGUGUGAGUACUGUGAGUAUAGCACUACAGAUGCCUCAGGCUUUAAACGACAUGUAAUUUCCAUUCAUACAAAAGAUUAUCCGCACCGUUGUGAGUACUGCAAGAAAGGGUUCCGGAGACCUUCAGAAAAGAACCAGCACAUAAUGCGACAUCACAAAGAAGUUGGUCUGCCCUAACAAUAUUACUACAGACAUUUGUAAAGAUGCUGGCCUUGGAGCAGAAAAUACAUUUUAAAGCCAGUUGGUCUUUUUCACAUACAAUGCUAUGUACAAAAGAAUUAAUGCUUCUACUUGACUUGUCUUUACAUUUUAUUCAGUAGGGUGUUCUUGAUCCUGUUCAGUUUGUUUAAUGAGAAAAAAUGGCAAUAUAAGUUGCUUUGAUAAAAUAAUGCCUGAUUCUUUACCGAACUUUUCCAGUCUUAAGUUUUACUAUUUUGAGUAUUUAAUCAUCUUGAUGGUACUCUUCUAAGACCAUUUAAAACAAAGUAUUUUUGGUAAUUCUAAGUGAUUAUUUUGACUUAUUUAACCCCACACACAAAUACAGUAAAAAGAAAUUUGUGCUCGUUUAAAAUGGGAGAUUUUACUUUUCAGUCUGAUUAUAACAUGAAAGCCAUUUCUUUGUCUUCCUUAAUAUUUUUAAAUCACAUAACAGUGAAACUCCAUUUGAGCCGCUAUCUUUGAUGACUUUAGAACAUUGACUAAUUUUGUGUUCAAUGUUCAUUUUGUGUACCAGGAAAAACAUGCUUCCUUUGACUAAGUCUUUAAGUCUUUGGUCAGCAUAAUUUUAGAGAACUCAUUUUGAAAGGGUUUGCUCUUUUCUGUUUAGUUUUGCAUCUGCCUAUACUGCUUUCCUUUAUAAUUUUUGAUUUCUACAAGUGAGACUUACUAUGAUGUGAUUAGUGGAAUCUUUAAGUGAUAAAUUACAACUCACAGGAUUUUUGCAGCUUGUAUAAGUGUACCCUAAAUUUUCUUGAACUUAUUCAUUGCUUAUUUUGCAUAUCACAUCCCAAUGGUUUUGUUUAUUUACACAUGAAACCCUAAAGAUUAGAUCUACACUGAGAAGAAUUAAAUGUUCAAUAAACUGAAAGAGCUAGGAAGUAUUAAAGAGAAUUUUGCAGACUUGCUCUUCCGAGCAUUAAAAAUGCAGGUGAAGAAUUGAAUGGAAAAUAGAAUGUUAGUGUUAUAUAUUCAUUCAUUUUAGAGAGAAGAUAUUUUCUUCUAAGGAUCUGUGGUAAUUGGAGAUAAGUUAAGGUAUUGCUAGGUAGAAUGUUUUUAUACAAUUUCACCUUCAUAGUUUAAAUUUUUUAAAGCCUAGUGAGUAUCCAAAAAUUUUACUUGUUUCUCAUUAAGAAAAGGAACUGUUUUCUCACAAACUAAGAAGAGUUUGGAGGAAAGAAUGGUAUAGAAAAUAGGUGCUAAUUAAACUUGUUCAGCCCACACUUUUUUCAGUUAGCAUAUUUUAAAAAUAUUUAACACUAUAAUUUGACUUUGAUUAGAAAAUAAAGGAAUAAAUCAUUCAAAUUACACAGUGAAAAUGUAAGGCUUUUCUUGAAUCACCAAGUCUUAGUGUUUUGGUUUUUUUUUUUAAUUUGAGUUGAAAUAUUUUAAGUAGUAAGUCGUAAUUGCAAAUGUGAUAUAAAAUGAAUUCAAACAAUUAAAAUUUGGUCGUGUUGAUAUAAAUUUUGAGAACAAAAUAUGUUUUACUUUACUUAAAUUAAUAUGUAUUGGCACAUUUUGAAGAUAAAGUUUUCUUUCCACGUGGUAGUUACCAUGCAAAUUAAUUAUGGUGCUUCCUUCUCUUCUAGUGAUAUUUUUACCUUUUGCCUUUCUCUGUUCUAUUAAUAUUCAUAUUCAGAAGUUACAAGGUUAGAUAAUACUUGGUUUACUUAGGUCUAAAUAUUUGUUUUUACCUGCAAUCUCUGAAGCUAAUUUAGUCUAGUUCUCAGUCAAGUGUUUCAGUCACAUAGGAAUUUAAUCUAAUUUCAACCAAAGCCUUAAGAAUGUAUUUUAGAACCUUUUUAUGCUCUUAAGACCCAUAUUUUUGUCUCCACCUCCUUUUUGGUAUCCACACAUUUUUCUGUUCUUGAAAUUUCUUAUUUUUGUGUGGUAAUAUCUUAAAUCUCCUUUGAAUUUGGUUUUUCCCUGAAGUAAUGUAAAAUGAAAUGUUUAAAUGAAAGUUUACAUUUAAGAAUUAUGAAAUAUUCUUUAAAAUAAGUACAGCUCUUCAAUUAUAUUUUAAAAACAAACUGAAAGAUAUAGAACACAACACUAUAUUUCUUAGUCAUACACAGUUGUUUAGUUUGAGUCAUACACAAUUGCUGUUUAUUAACAAAUAUAUUAAAACCUUUAAAAGGUAAGAAAUUGGUUACAUGAAGAUAAAAACAUUUGUCUUUAUAAAGAGAAAAUGAUGUUGUAUUUACUGUUAGAUACUGAUAUUAGUUCGAGGCUGUUUGAAUUCUUAAAACAAUUUGAUUAGCAAAGCUAAACAUGUGGACGUUUCAUUUUGUUUUAAAGAGGUACAGAUUUUUACAAGGACAUAAGUUAUUGUUUUGUUGAAAUAGCCUAUUAAAUAUUAUAUGUCCCUCUGUACACAUUGUAAAAUACUUAAGAAAUUCAUAUAGAAAUGUGUGAUACUAUUGUAAAUGUGUACUUGAGAAUAACAUGCAAAAAUAAAAAUCAGACUAUUUUGCUGUUAAUGUUUAUAGUCUAUUUGAUAGCAGUACACCAAGUAAACACUUUUUCUUAAGGAACAAAAGUGCAAUUUAGUUAAAUAAAGUGGACUAUUUUUGUUUGCAUAUUUUUUAAAUCAUUCUAUAUAGUAGUAUAA